AUGGACAGGACAAAUACAUUUGUUGAACUUGCCCAUCAGGUGUCCAAAGUAUUUUAUCUCAAAAACUGCUGGAUUUGUGGGAGUCCAAAAGGUUUCCCAGAAUGGCCGUGGGUUGCAUUCCCGGUAGCACCCCGGUGGCUCUUAAGUAAUGUAAGUGAAGUGCAUGUCAAUUUAAGCACCUGGACAGAACCCCAUACCUGGAAGUUACAUGGGGCAGGGGUAGGCAAAUACUGUAUCCAUCAAAAUGCUACGGGAGGGGUGCAAGUUGGGAAUAGCAGGUGUAAUUGGACAUUGGAAUGGCGCUCAUACUGCAUCAUACGGGAUUGUCCGGUCACCAACUGUACUCAGUUGGCCCCUCAAUGGAAUGACACACAUAUUCGACUCAACAAUGGCACAUGGUGUUCAUGUAUCCCUGAUGCACGUAAUCAAAGUUCAUGCAGAUCCAAAUGUGAUGAUCCCAAUGUAGACAUCCAGGUGAAUGAAUGUCAGGAGAGGAAUCUAACGAUUCCCACGAUCCUAAAGGACCAAGGCUGGUUAUGGACGCACCUUAAUGGAACGGUCGUUAAGGGAUUCCAUAACUAUUGGACUACAUGGAACCAAACUAAUAACUACGCUGUCUGUAAAUAUAAUGAUGACUCUCGCAUAUGGAGAUGCAGUUAUGAAGAGCGAGGGUACCGGAUAGUUACAGGACCCCUUGGGGCAGAGGACAGUUAUUAUAUCCCCUAUAAAAAGAAAUCCCCGAUGUUGCAUAAUAGCACUAGGCCUGCGUUAAAAGGACAUUAUUGGAUUUGCGGAAGUAAGGCGUAUGCCAUUCUUCCCUUAAAUUGGACCGGCACCUGUUAUGUUGGAGUCAUACAACCCCUCUAUACCAUAAAAGGAGGUAGCUUUAAUCCUUUGAUUCCAGUGUUCGAUGAGGAGCGAACUGAUGAGAGAAAACGCUCCAUAAAUGUUAACUUAGCAAAAGGACAGGACAAUGGAUGGAGGGAUGAAUGGCCGCCUGAACGCAUCAUCGCCACGUAUGAUCCAGCUUCCUGGGCACAGGAUAGUAUGUAUGGAUACAGGACUCCUAUCUAUUUAUUGAAUAGGUUGAUUCGGUUACAAGCGGUGGUAGAAAUUCUCACUAAUCAGACGGCAAAUUCCUUAAUUCUGCUUGCUGAUCAAUCAACUCAAAUGAGAGAGGGGAUACUCCAAAACCGGUUAGCUCUGGACUACUUAUUGGCAAAAGAGGGAGGAGUCUGUGGGCUCCUCAACCUAACGGAAUGUUGUCUCAAAAUAGAUGACAAUGGUGAGAUUGUAAAAGAUGUGGCAAAUAAAAUGAAGAAGCUUGCACACGUACCGGUACAAAUCUGGAAAGGGCUCGAUCUCGGGGAUUGGAAUUCAUGGUUUAACUGGUUCGGAGGAAUGAAGACUAUGGUUAUACUAGUUAUGCUAAUUUUAGUAGGAUGUAUGCUUUUACCCUGUCUGUUACCAAUAAUCAUGAAUGGCAUUCGCAGUAUAGCGGACAAUGCAGCAACAAGAAGUAGUAUGCAACUGUAUGGAAAAAUAAUGUAUCAAAGGGUACAUAAAGAAGACCCAUGGGAGACAAAAGGAGAAAAGAAGGAAGAGCCCAUUUAG
Rhineura floridana is the source of this 1614-nucleotide messenger RNA. RefSeq names its product syncytin-2-like. NCBI's taxonomy places the organism in Eukaryota, Metazoa, Chordata, Lepidosauria, Squamata, Rhineuridae. The coding region runs from base 1 to 1614 and encodes 537 amino acids. The record is from RefSeq and is a predicted model, not a curated record. The transcript has a single exon.